AUGGACUCCAUGCUGGAGCUGCAUCCUCCAGAGUCAUUUGCAUCAACUCAACAAUUAAUUGGUAAAAUCCAGUCACUUGUUCUGAUCUCGUCUGCUACAGACCUCUACUCCACACAGAACAAGAAUCCAAGUAAUGAAGAUAGUAAGUGUGAGAGGUUGGCGUUAGUGUUCCUGGGUGUGGCCCUGCUGGCCGCCUCCACCUGCGCCCUGCCAGGUGGCAGUGGAGCCUAUGGUGGCGGUGGUGGAGGUGCAGGAGGAUCCGGAGGUGGAGGGUAUGGAGGAGGUGGCAGCAGUGGAGGUGGUGGCGGCAAUGGAGGCGGUGGGUAUGGAGGUGGAGGCUACAGUGGCGGCACGUCCUCUGCCGUUUUUAACCUCGGAAGUCAUGGAAGUGGGUCCAGAGGCGGUGGCAGCUUCGGUGGUGGCGGCUUCGGCGGUGGCGGCUUCGGCGGUGGCGGCUACAGUGGUGGCAGCUCUGGAGGUGGCGGCUUCGGUGGUGGCGGCUUUGGCGGUGGCGGCUACAGUGGUGGCGGCAGCUCUGGAGGUGGCGGCGUUGGCGGCUACAGUGGUGGCGGCAGCUCUGGAGGUGGCGGCGUUGGCGGCUACAGUGGUGGCGGCAGCUCUGGAGGUGGCGGCUUUGGCGGCUACAGUGGUGGCGGCAGCUCUGGAGGUGGCGGCUUCGGCGGUGGCGGCUACAGUGGUGGCGGCUUCAGUGGUGGCGGCAGCUCUGGAGGUGGCGGCUUUGGUGGUGGCGGUUACAGUGGUGGCGGCAGCUCUGGAGGUGGCGGCUUCGGCGGUGGCGGCUUCAGUGGUGGCGGCAGCUCUGGAGGUGGCGGCUACGGAAAAUAA
Molecule: messenger RNA, 846 nt
Organism: Procambarus clarkii (red swamp crayfish)
Lineage: Eukaryota; Metazoa; Arthropoda; Malacostraca; Decapoda; Cambaridae
Source: RefSeq, a predicted model, not a curated record